Trichoderma asperellum CBS 433.97 is the source of this 807-nucleotide messenger RNA. RefSeq lists its product as uncharacterized. NCBI's taxonomy places the organism in Eukaryota, Fungi, Ascomycota, Sordariomycetes, Hypocreales, Hypocreaceae. The record is from RefSeq and is a predicted model, not a curated record.
UUUUACACAUACAUGCCGAGUUUCUCGUGGUAUAUACAUUUGCAAUACCAAUAUCUCUUCUACUAUAAUGUCGACUGAAAAUCCGCCAUCAUUUUUUAUUUCGCUUCCAGUCGAAUCUCUCAGCUCUGCUACCGAUUUUUAUAAAUCUCUCUCAUUUACUCCUCUUCCUGAGUUCUCUGACUCUAACACUGCUGCCUUCCGCUUCCCUUACAAAUCUAACUCUAAUAUCUGCCUUAUGCUACACUCAACAUCUCGGUUUGGAGAAUUUAUUCGCCAUGGUUCAGAGAUUAUACAUGCGAAGAAGGUUACGGGCGCGAUAUACACUCUAGGCGUGGCCGGCAGAGACGUUGUAGAUGGGCUGUUAGAGAAAGCUGAGAAGGCGGGUGGCAAAAAAGAUCCAUUCAAAAUGGAAGAAUAUGGGAAAUCUGUGGGGAUAUAUACAAGGAGCUUUGAGGAUCUUGAUGGACAUAUCUGGGAAGCGACAACAAUGUUAGAGACGAAGAAGAAGAAGAAGAAGGAAAAGGACGAAGCGAAAUCAGAAAAAUCGAUGGCUUCUUCAACUUAGUUGGUUGGAUGGUAGUUUGUUGUAUUUGACUUGGAGAAAUGGUGUUAGGUGUCUGGUGGUUGAUUUUCUAUCAUUUCCGCUAAUUUAUUGUUGGAUUACAUGGGCUGCUUAUUUGCGAAAUACUCUCUUGUAUUGCUCUUGUGCCCUUCGCUAUCAAUUUUCUGCCCUGGCUCAGGCCAGAAUUACACAUACUCAUACAUACUCAAUAGCUAUAACUAUUAUCAAUUGUGGAUCGCAUCAUG